Molecule: messenger RNA, 1038 nt
Organism: Andrographis paniculata
Lineage: Eukaryota; Viridiplantae; Streptophyta; Magnoliopsida; Lamiales; Acanthaceae
Exons: 2
Coding region: 274-921 (215 amino acids)
Biological process (GO): translation
Cellular component (GO): ribosome
Molecular function (GO): structural constituent of ribosome
Source: RefSeq, a predicted model, not a curated record
GAAAAUGCAAUGGGCAACUCUGCCCUCCCCCCUUCUAGGUUAAUCUAUCAACAAACCCAAACCCGCCGUCAAUUCCACACCUGAACCUGAAGCCUCUCCACUCCGCCGAUCGUCUCUGAGUUGACGCCAUUGACAAACAGAGAAAGACGCUUCGAUUUACAUCGCCGAUUGCACUGCUGCACAUGCUCUUACCACUGCUUUUGGUUUAAGAAACCCAACAGGUUAUAAUGCUAUAAAUAAUAUCCAACAUCAAACUUGGGUGGGAAAUUGGCAAUGAGUUUGAUUGCACGAGUGAGGCAGCAUUUGCCAUACGGAUCCUUGAGAAGACAUGCUGCUGCUGCGGCGGCAUGCCCUUCUAUUAAGUCGAUGUGGGCGAUCAGAAACUUUGCUCAGCCAGCAAGGGUCAAAGACGAAGAGGAAGAGGAAGUUGAAGUAGAUCAAAGAAGGCUUCCUGCUGAUUAUGACCCAACAAACUUCGACCCCACAGAGCAUCGUAGCCCCCCAUCUGAGAGGGUAUGGAGGCUUGUUGAUGAAAUAGCUGGACUGACUCUUGCUGAAUCUGCGGAGCUGUCAUCCAUUAUGAUGAGGAAAUUGGGCAUGAAGGAAAUGCCGGUCAUUGGGGUCAUGAAGCCUGGUGCGGUUGGACUGGCAGGGAACACUGCAGCAGCAGCAGCAACAGCAGCCAAGGAGGAAGACAAGCCUGAGAAGACUGCGUUUGAGCUAAAGCUAGAAUCUUUUGAUGCUGCAUCGAAGCUCAAGAUUAUUAAGGAGAUCCGCAGUUUUACUGAGCUGGGGCUGAAGGAGGCCAAGGACUUGGUGGAGAAAUUGCCUGCCAUCAUCAAGAAGGGGGUCCCCAAGGAAGAAGCAGAAAAAAUUGUUGAGAGGAUGAAAGCAAUUGGGGCAGUAGUCAUAAUGGAUUGAUUGAUAGAUAAUGUGUAUUGUAUGCAUGGUCUGUCUGAUGAUAUGAUGAUGAUGCUUCUUCUCUCGAUAUAAGGAUGCAUGCAUGAUAUUAUAAUUCUUGGAGAUAAUCCAAUCCAA